Molecule: messenger RNA, 1524 nt
Organism: Paramecium tetraurelia
Lineage: Eukaryota; Ciliophora; Oligohymenophorea; Peniculida; Parameciidae
Exons: 5
Source: RefSeq, a predicted model, not a curated record
AUGAUAUAAAGUUCCACUCGUAACCGUUCUGAACAACUAAUUUAUUAAAGAAGACAACAAGAAUAAUAAGUGGGCAAGUUGAGCACUAAGUUAAGAUAGGAGCAAUAUGAAAAAACCUUUGCGGCUUGGGAGAAUAAGGGAAAGGAUGUUGCCAAUUAGUAAUACAUGAAGAAUAGGUUUGCAAAAUAUUAUAUAAAAAGACUGCAAUAGAUAAGAGCUGAGGCUGAAGAACAUAAAGGCUAAAGGAAAUAAAAAUUGGCUGCUUUGUUAAAUGUUGAGCAUGAAUAAUAUCAACAAGAAAUCAAAGCAAUGGUUGAGACUCCAGAGUAGGUUAAGGAGAGAAUGAUGAAAGAGGUUGCGGAAUUGAAACAAAGAAAGGAAAUUGAGAGAUCUAAGUAGGCAGAUGCAGCAUAUGAACGAAGAUUUAGAGAUAAUGCAGAUGAACUCAGAUUAGUAAACUAGCAAUUUAAUGAAUAACAAGCUGUUGCUUACAGAAACAUGUAGAUGAUGGAAAAGUAGAAAAUGUUAGAAGACUAAUAUGAAGAGGAAAUGAUUUAUGCUGAAUUAUACAGAAGAGAAAUUGUAAAGAAGGAGAGAUUAGAAAAGGAAAAAGAGAUUUAAUAGAAAGCUAAAGUAGAUGAAAGGAACAAAGUUUUAGGUAUUCAGGCUUCCAUGAAUGUCAAUAAGUUUUAAAGAAUCAAGGAAGAAAUUGAACAAGAGAAAUAGAUGCUUAGAGAAGAAUGGAAGAGAGAAGAGGAGAGACAUAAAUAAAGAGAGCAUUAAUAUUUGAAUUAUAAAAAGGAAAUUAAUUAAGAAAUUGCGUUAAAUAAUGAAUAAUAAAAAGAAUAUAAAAAAUAAAUAAAGUAAGAAGAGAGGAAAUAAGAUAAAGAAAUGAUCCAGUAAGUCUUAGAGAGAGAAGAAGCCAUUGCUAGAAUGGAAUAGGCUGAAAAACAAAGAUAAAAAGAAGAAACUAGAUAAUUUCUACUUAAUUUUAAAAACAGAACAAAUGAAUAUAGUGUAAAUGAUUAACUGAAGGAAAGGUUGAUCAAUGAAGAGAAUACUCGUUAAUGGGAAAAUAAAGAGGCUAAAUGGAAGGCUGAAGAUGAUGCUAGAGUUAAAUUAAUGUAUGAGGUCUAUGCUUAGAGAGCAGAGAAUGUAGAGUUAAAGAAGAAAAUAAUCGAAGAUGAAAAAAAUAUUAAAUAGUAAGAUAAGGUGGAAUUAUUACGAUAGUUGGAUUUAUAUUAAAAAGAAUUGGAAGAAAAGUAAAGAAUGGAAUAAGAAAAAAUUAUGCAAACUAAAAACAAUUUGUUGAAUCAAAUGGAUGAGAAGAAACAAAGAUAAUAAAUGUUAAGAGAUAAAAAACUACAAGAAGAGGAAGCACUUCGUAGGUAAAAGGAAGAGUAUGAGAAAAAAAUAGAAAUGGAAAAAGCAAAAGGACGUGCUUUGCUUGAUGAUCUUAGAAAAUAAAGACCUUAUUGAAAUAUUAUAAUCAAUUCAAGUAUAUUAUUUUUAGAGGCUUUUGUC